AUGUCGUACCUCGCCGAGUCCGUGGAUCACAACCAGUACCUGUUCAUCGCCCCGGUGUCGACGGCCUCCAGGCGCGCGUGGGGGUCACGAGCUACGAUAACCCAGCCGGUGGUGGCCGACACGACCAUCAUGCAGCUCAGGCACUGCUUGAAGCUCAGCAUCCGGCACACAAGCAUCUGGAACGCGGCUGCCCACUUCGGCAAAAGCUGUACCUCCUUAAGCUUGCGAACAAAAGCGCUUGUGGGUGGAGCCCAGCGGCUUGAGCUCAGGCCGCCAGGGGGGGACACAUUGAGAUCCUCAAAUGGCUUAAAGCGCAGGGCUGUGGAUGGGACGAAUUUCGUACUGGGGAGGCGCCGUCGGAUGUCAUUCCCGGGUGCUAGAAUGGGCGCCGUCACCCACGGAGAACUGGCCGACGGGGAUGCGGGACCCGAACGCGCGGGUGUGACGACAUUCUGGAGUGUCCUGGGAGACACGGCUGCCCUUGGGAUGAGACGACGUCGACAAUCGGCCGCACGUUGCGGAGACUUCGACGGCCACUUGUCGGCUUUUCCGAAGGAAUGCCCUUUCGACACCGAAUCCUGGUUCGGGGCCGCUCGCGAAGGGGAUAUGCGCAUCAUUAAGAGGUUGAACGAGACGGCCAACCUUGAAGUCCUACAGUGGAUGAGGACGAAUGGAUGUCCAUGGAACGAGCGGACCUGUUCGGAGGCAGCGAAAGGCGGGCAUCUGGAACGUUUGCAGUGGGCAGGAGAGAAUGGAUGCGCGUGGGACAGCGACCCUUGGGCGGGGGCUGCCGGGGGAGAGCACCUCCAGAUUUCGCGAUGGACACGAGCGAACGGCUGUCCUUGGGAUCAACAGGCUUGCUCGAUUCCGGCCGAAGGAGGGAACCCGGACAUUCUACAAUGGCUGCGUGGGAACGGCUCAAAAGGCGAGCAUCUGGAACGUUUGCAGAGGGCAACGAAUGAGUGCGCGUGGGACAGCGACACUUCCGCGGGUGCUGCCUGGGGACAGCACCUCGAGAUUCGCGAUGGACACGAGCGAACGGCUGCGCUUGCAAUGGACGGGCUUACUCGAUUCGGGCUGAUCGAGGAAAUCUGGAUAUUCUACAAUUGCUGCGUAUCCGAAGGACAGCCGUUCCCACGCAGCCAUUGCAGAAUGUCCAGGUUCCCUCGUUCGGCGGUGGUCGAGCAAGCCCGUCUGUCCAAAGCACUGAUGUUUGCUCGUGCCCAGCACCAAAUCUCAAGGGGCUCUCCCCAGGCAGCCACCACGCAAGUGUCGCUAUCCCAGGCGCAUCCAUUCUCUCUCGCCCUCUGCAAACGUUCGAGAUGCUCGCCUUUCGCUGCCUCUCAAAAGGAUUCGGUGUCGAAGGCCUCCAAGCGCGCGUGGGGGCCACGAGCUACGAUAGCCCGGCCGGUAGUGGCCGGCACGUCAAUCAUGCAGCUCAGGUUCUGCUUGAAGCUCGGCCUACCCUCGAGCAUCCGGCAUACAAGUAUCUGCACCGCGGCUGCCCGCUUUGGCAAGAACUUGAACCUGCUUGUGCUUGCGCACAAGAGCGCUGGUGGCUUCGCGCGCAGAGCUGUGGCUGAGUGGAUGAGAACAAACGGAUGUCCAUGGGACGAGCGGACCUGUUCCAAGGCAGCAAAAGGCGGACAUCCGGACCUUGUACAGUGGGCACGAGAGAAUGGGUGCGCGUGGGUAAGCGACACUUCCGCGGGGGCUGCCUGGGGACAGCACCUCGAACUUUUGCGAUGGACGCGAGUGAACGGCAGUCCUCGGAAUAGACGGGCUUGCUCGAUUCCGGCUGAUCGAGGGAACCUGGAGAUUUUAUGUUUGCUCGUGCCCAGCGCCAACUCUCAAGGAUGCGGUGUCGAAGGCCUCCAGGCGCGCAUGGGGGCCACGAGCUCGCUAGCUCGGCCGGUGGUGGCCGACACGUCCAUCAUUCAGCGCAGGUACUGCUUGAAGCUCGGCCUGCCCUUGGGCAUCCGACAUACAAGCAUCUGCAACGCGACUGCCCGGAUGUUGCACACAAGGGCGCUGGUGGGUGGAGCCCAUCGCCUUGUGGUCAGGCCGGCAGGGGGGACACCUUGA
This is a messenger RNA of Ectocarpus sp. CCAP 1310/34, 2085 nucleotides long. Lineage: Eukaryota; Phaeophyceae; Ectocarpales; Ectocarpaceae. The record is from the annotation of a GenBank genome assembly.